Messenger RNA from Arachis duranensis, 2347 nucleotides. Its product is annotated as monosaccharide-sensing protein 2. Gene Ontology annotation, molecular function: myo-inositol:proton symporter activity. The record is from RefSeq and is a predicted model, not a curated record. The transcript has 5 exons. The coding region runs from base 166 to 2292 and encodes 708 amino acids. NCBI's taxonomy places the organism in Eukaryota, Viridiplantae, Streptophyta, Magnoliopsida, Fabales, Fabaceae. Gene Ontology annotation, cellular component: membrane. Gene Ontology annotation, biological process: transmembrane transport.
UUAUAUAAAUAUAUAUACACACACACGCUAUGAAUAUAUAUUCACACACACCGCCACCCAAGCUUCAUGCUUGUGUUGUGUGUGAGAGGUUACUACAAACUUCAAGAUUAGAGGUAAUUAAGGUUAACAUACAUAACAGUAUAUCUCUAGAUAUUGCUAUUAAAAAUGGGAGCCAGAGGAGCCAUACUUGUGGCCAUUGCAGCUUCCAUCGGUAAUUUUAUUCAAGGAUGGGAUAAUGCUACUAUUUCUGGUGCCAUUGUUUACAUAAAGACAGAGCUAGCAUUACAAACAAGUGAGGAAGGACUUGUGGUAGCCAUGUCCUUGAUCGGAGCAACACUCAUAACAACAUGCUCCGGCGCAGUUUCAGACUGGCUCGGUCGCCGUCCACUGUUGAUAAUCUCAUCGGUAUUUUACUUCCUUAGUGGUUUGGUCAUGUUAUGGUCCCCUAACGUGUAUGUCUUAUGCAUAGCAAGGCUUCUAGAUGGAUUCGGAAUUGGCCUCGCCGUCACUCUUGCUCCGAUCUACAUAUCGGAGACUGCUCCGCCGGAUAUAAGGGGUUCCCUGAACACGCUGCCGCAGUUCACAGGCUCUGCAGGAAUGUUCUUGUCAUACUGUAUGAUCUUUGGGAUGUCACUGGAAGCUUCUCCAAGCUGGAGAUUAAUGCUUGGGAUUCUUUUUGUUCCGUCUUUGUUGUAUUUUCUGAUUGCAAUAUUUUUCUUGCCUGAAUCUCCUCGGUGGCUUGUCAGUAAAGGAAAGAUGCUUCAGGCGAAAAAAGUUCUCCAGAGAUUACGGGGCAGAGAGGAUGUUUCAGAGGAGAUGGCAUUGCUAGUUGAAGGUCUUGGAAUUGGUAGUGAAACAUCCAUAGAAGAGUACUUAAUAGGUUCUGCUGCUGAUCAAGAACCAAGUGAGAAAGAUUACAAAGUCUUGUUAUAUGGAUCUGAAGGUGCUGGUCUCUCUUGGGUUGCAAAGCCUGUUGUUGCUUCUGGACACAGUUCUAUGAAGCCUGCGUCGCGGCUUGGAAGCAUUAUUGGCAAUCAAAGCAUGCAUCUCAUGGAUCCUCUUGUCACCCUCUUUGAUAGUAUUCAUGAAAAGAUUCCUGAGACAGGAAGUAUGAGGAGUGUGCUUUUUCCACAUUCUGGAAGCAUGUUUAGCAGCACAGUUGAGAAUCAUCAUCAUCAUGCUAAGAAUGAACAAUUUGAUGAAGAGAAUAUAGAAAGAGAAGGUGAUCAGGAUUACUACCCUUCAGAUGCUGUUGAUGGAGUUUCAGAUGAUGAUUUGCGUAGUCCUUUGAUUUCGGCUCGUGGCAGUAGUAUGUUCAACCAUCUCAGGUCUGGUGGUGAUGGUGAGGCAGGAAUUGGUGGUGGCUGGCAGUUGGCAUGGAAAUGGUCUGAAAAAGAAGGAGGAUUGAAGAGAGUUUAUUUGCAUCAAGAGGGAUCUAGACGUGGAUCUCUUGUCUCGGUUCAAGGCCAAGGCGAAGGUGUCCAUGUUGCUGGCUUGGUUAGCCAACCUGCUCUUUAUUCCAAGCAAACAAUUGGACCUGCAAUGGUUCAUCCAUCUGAGGUUGCUUCAAAGGGAUCAAUUUGGAAAGAUCUUACUGAACCUGGGGUUAAGCAUGCAUUGAUUGUUGGGAUUGGAAUACAAGUGCUUCAGCAGCUUGCAGGGAUAAAUGGGGUUCUAUACUACACUCCUCAAAUUCUUCAAGAGGCAGGUGUUGAAAUUCUUCUUAAAGAUAUUGGCAUUAGCUCCAAAUCUACAUCAUUCCUACUCAGUGCUAUCACAACUUUGCUGAUGCUUCCUUGUAUAGCUUUAAGCAUGAGGCUCAUAGAUAUCUCAGGAAGAAGGCAACUACUACUCGCCACGAUUCCUGUGUUGAUAGUCUCACUUGUGCUUUUGGUUGUUGGAAACGCAAUAGAGUUCAACUCCAUUGUCCAUGCACUAAUCUCAACUAUAUCCGUUGUGGUUUACUUCUGCUGCUUUAAGAUGGCCUAUGGACCAAUUCCAAACAUACUCUGCUCUGAGAUUUUUCCAACAAGGGUGCGCGGCGUCUGCAUAGCUAUAUGCGCUCUAGUUUUCUGGAUUGGAAACAUAAUUGUCACAUACACACUGCCUGUGAUGCUCAGCUCAAUCGGACUCGCUGGUGUCUUUGGUAUAUAUGCUGUUGGUUGUUUCAUCUCCUGGAUAUUUGUGUUCUUGAAGGUUCCAGAAACCAAGGGAAUGCCCCUUGAAGUCAUCACUGAAUUCUUUGCUGUCGGCGCAAGAGUAAGACGGGCUGCUUCUGCCAAGAAUCUGUAACAGAAUAUUGAUCUCAUUCUCAUGAGUUUAGACUGUAUGCAUGCAUGUCAGUUAG